This is a messenger RNA of Cucurbita pepo subsp. pepo (vegetable marrow), 1155 nucleotides long. RefSeq lists its product as uncharacterized. Gene Ontology annotation, cellular component: endoplasmic reticulum membrane. Gene Ontology annotation, biological process: vacuolar proton-transporting V-type ATPase complex assembly. The record is from RefSeq and is a predicted model, not a curated record. Lineage: Eukaryota; Viridiplantae; Streptophyta; Magnoliopsida; Cucurbitales; Cucurbitaceae.
UUAGUAGGAUAUGAGUGGUUGCAAGGCUGUAAAAAUUUGAUGUUUGUCUUGGAAAAGUGGUAACUAUGAUUACACUUUAGAGUGUUUAAUAGUGAAAGUUCACUCUAUUACUGUCGAUGCUAGAUUCGAGUUAUUGUGAUGAGGUCGAGAGGGUUCACGUUAUAACUUACUGAGCUUAGGAAGACAAAGGGGUGACUUCGCAAAGUGCGUGACGUCCAACCCAUAGAAAUGUAUAUCAGACCUUCUAAGGUCUAGUAAGAGAUGGUAUACCUAUGGCUCAGCCUCCCACAACCAUAAUUCUAGAUGUCAAGCAUGCCUCCGUGGAGACUACGUAGUAGGCCUAGACAGUAUAGGGCAGUCUUGGUGCACAAACCACAUAAUAGACCCAAACAAUAUCGUUCUUCUUCUUCUUCCUCGACGCCUCCUCUUCCCUUCUUCCACUUCCAAAUCUCCUAACCUCGACACCAUCUCCAUUUCUCUCGUCAGAACCUCAAAUCGCUCACCUUUCUCGCGACUGCAUUUGAAGAAGCCGCAAUUCCGAACUUCGAAGCCCUAAUUCGUGCUCCCAACCAGCCAUCUAGCACCAAUGGCAGGCGUCAUUACGAAGUUCUUCAUUGCAUCACUGUUUAUGUGGAUAACUCCCAUCAUAUUGUUGUAUGGUUUUAACCACAAUUUGAUUCCUGGUUCAACACAAUUGAAUCCGCAUUCUCUUACACUCUUGAGUGGAUUCCUUGCUGUCAUAUCAGUCAAUGUUGUCAUUGCUAUUUAUAUUAUCAUGGCAAUGAAAGAACCCUCUAGUAAACAUGAACCGGAUCCUGCAUUUGUUGCCGAGGCAAAAGCUAGUAUAAACCAGUCUCCUGGGAAAGCAGAGGACCCCUCACAGGCCAAUAAUAAGAAGGAAGAAUAGGAAAUGAGAGAGGGAGAGGCUCUGAUGAGCUUAACCUUUCCAGGAUUCCAGAUGAUAAUGUCUCAUGUGUGGUCAGACUGUCUGCUUGUCAAUUGAGACUUGGUUUCUUUUCUUUGCUUCUAAUGAUGUUAUACUUGAAGAGGAGAUGUAAUAUUUGUUGGUUGGGGAGAAUUAGAAUAAAUUUUAGAUUCUUGUAUUUCUGGCUUCAUAGUUAGAACUUUAUAACAUAAUCCCGAUGGUUUCAAUCU